This is a messenger RNA of Lacerta agilis (Sand lizard), 4572 nucleotides long. It is a transcript of the gene CASK, whose product is annotated as calcium/calmodulin dependent serine protein kinase. Gene Ontology annotation, molecular function: protein kinase activity; ATP binding; signaling receptor binding. The transcript has 29 exons. Gene Ontology annotation, biological process: protein phosphorylation; regulation of neurotransmitter secretion. Gene Ontology annotation, cellular component: cell-cell junction; plasma membrane; basolateral plasma membrane. The record is from RefSeq and is a predicted model, not a curated record. Lineage: Eukaryota; Metazoa; Chordata; Lepidosauria; Squamata; Lacertidae. Bases 598 to 3387 code for a protein of 929 amino acids.
GUGUGCGCGCGCGUUCUCUCUCUCCCUGGCCCCUUCGCGUGUGAGUGUGCACCAGUGGGGGAGGGGAGGCGAAUGAGGCGGCUCUGCCUUCCGCCGGUUCAUCUCCGUAUCCAUCCCCUCCGUGGUCCCUGCUCCACCCCGCCAGCCGCCUGCCGGCAUUAGCUUCCAGGGCCGCAGCGGUGGGGGAGCAAAGGGAAAAGGGUCGCGGCGGACUGGGUGGGGAAAGGUGAGGACCUGGCGGCGGCGGCGGCGGCGGCGGUGGCGGCAGCGAGAGAGACGGAGAGAGACACGCGGGGAGGCUGAGGCCCACAGGAGGAAGGAACAAGGAGCGGCGGCUGAAGGGAUUCCCGGCGUGGCCAUUGGAGCCUCCGGGGCGGAUUUGGAUCUGUGCGGCGUGAGGCGGCUGGGAUUUAACGCGGUGGUGGCGGCGUCGCGUCGCGCGGGGAGCGCGGAGGGGAUCGUGCCCGCGCCCCCUUCCCGCCUCGGCCGCCCGUGUGGCGAAUUGCCCCCAUCUGGACCAUGGCCGACGACGACGUGCUGUUCGAGGAUGUGUAUGAGCUCUGCGAGGUGAUCGGCAAAUUUUGAAAGGAUAACUACAUGGUGAGGAAAACGCCUUUGGAAAUGAUUUACCUGGGAGUAAGGGGUCCAUUCAGUGUUGUGCGGCGAUGUAUCAACAGAGAGACGGGGCAACAGUUUGCUGUGAAGAUUGUCGAUGUAGCAAAGUUCACCUCAAGUCCAGGAUUAAGUACAGAAGAUCUGAAAAGAGAAGCCAGUAUCUGUCACAUGUUGAAGCACCCUCAUAUUGUUGAACUUUUGGAGACCUACAGUUCCGAUGGAAUGCUAUAUAUGGUUUUUGAAUUUAUGGAUGGUGCAGACCUCUGCUUUGAAAUUGUAAAGAGAGCAGAUGCUGGCUUUGUGUACAGUGAAGCUGUAGCCAGUCAUUACAUGAGACAGAUACUGGAAGCACUACGCUAUUGUCAUGAUAAUAACAUAAUUCACAGAGAUGUGAAGCCGCACUGUGUGCUACUUGCCUCAAAGGAAAAUUCAGCACCUGUGAAACUUGGUGGUUUUGGUGUUGCUAUUCAGUUAGGAGAAUCGGGACUUGUUGCUGGAGGACGGGUAGGGACACCUCAUUUUAUGGCCCCAGAAGUAGUAAAAAGAGAACCAUAUGGAAAGCCUGUAGAUGUGUGGGGAUGUGGAGUGAUCCUUUUUAUUCUGCUCAGUGGUUGUUUGCCUUUUUAUGGAACAAAGGAAAGAUUAUUUGAAGGCAUUAUCAAAGGAAAAUACAAGAUGAAUCCAAGGCAAUGGAGCCAUAUCUCUGAAAGUGCCAAAGAUUUGGUACGACGUAUGCUUAUGCUGGACCCAGCUGAAAGAAUAACUGUUUACGAGGCACUCAACCAUCCUUGGCUGAAGGAACGUGAUCGCUAUGCAUACAAGAUUCACCUUCCAGAAACUGUGGAACAGCUGAGGAAAUUCAAUGCAAGAAGGAAGUUAAAGGGUGCAGUACUAGCAGCAGUAUCAAGCCACAAAUUCAAUUCUUUCUACGGUGAUCCCCCUGAAGAACUGCCAGACUUCUCUGAAGACCCUACCUCCUCAGGACUUCUAGCUGCAGAAAGAGCAGUCUCACAAGUGCUGGACAGCCUUGAGGAAAUCCAUGCGCUUACAGAUUGCAGUGAAAAAGAUUUAGAUUUUCUACAUAGUGUUUUCCAGGAUCAGCAUCUUCAUACGUUACUAGAUCUCUAUGACAAAAUUAACACAAAAUCUUCACCGCAAAUCAGGAAUCCGCCAAGUGAUGCUGUACAGAGAGCCAAAGAGGUAUUGGAAGAAAUUUCAUGUUACCCUGAAAACAGUGAUGCAAAAGAACUGAAACGUAUUUUAACACAACCUCAUUUCAUGGCCUUGCUUCAAACUCAUGAUGUUGUGGCACAUGAAGUUUACAGUGAUGAAGCAUUACGAGUUACACCACCUCCCACCUCUCCAUAUUUAAAUGGAGAUUCUCCAGAGAGCGCCAAUGGAGACAUGGACAUGGAGAAUGUAACAAGAGUGCGAUUGGUUCAGUUCCAGAAAAACACAGAUGAACCAAUGGGAAUCACUUUAAAAAUGAAUGAACUGAACCACUGCAUUGUAGCAAGAAUUAUGCAUGGAGGAAUGAUUCAUAGACAAGGUACGCUUCAUGUGGGUGAUGAAAUUCGGGAAAUAAAUGGAAUCAGUGUAGCAAAUCAAACGGUGGAACAGCUGCAAAAAAUGCUUAGGGAAAUGCGAGGUAGUAUCACCUUCAAGAUUGUGCCAAGUUAUCGCACCCAGUCUUCUUCAUGUGAGCAAACAAACUGGGAGAAAUACUAUAGAGAUUCCCCCUCUACAUCCAGACAGUCCCCAGCUAAUGGCCAUAGCAGCAUUAACAAUUCUGUUUCGGACUUGCCAUCAACAACACAACCAAAAGGACGACAGAUAUAUGUAAGAGCACAAUUUGAAUAUGACCCAGCAAAGGAUGACCUCAUUCCCUGCAAAGAAGCUGGUAUCAGAUUUAGAGUUGGUGAUAUUAUCCAGAUUAUUAGCAAAGAUGAUCACAAUUGGUGGCAGGGUAAACUGGAGAAUUCAAAAAAUGGAACUGCAGGCCUCAUUCCUUCUCCUGAGCUUCAGGAAUGGCGAGUGGCUUGUAUUGCUAUGGAGAAGACUAAACAAGAGCAGCAGGCAAGCUGUACUUGGUUUGGAAAGAAAAAGAAGCAAUACAAAGACAAAUACUUAGCAAAGCACAAUGCAGUGUUUGAUCAAUUAGAUCUUGUCACGUAUGAAGAAGUAGUAAAAUUGCCAGCAUUCAAAAGGAAAACACUAGUCUUACUAGGAGCACAUGGUGUUGGGAGACGACAUAUAAAAAAUACACUAAUCACAAAACAUCCAGACAGAUUUGCAUACCCUAUUCCACAUACAACCAGACCACCAAAGAAAGAUGAAGAGAAUGGAAAGAAUUAUUACUUCGUAUCACAUGACCAAAUGAUGCAGGACAUUUCAAACAACGAAUAUUUGGAAUAUGGUAGCCAUGAAGAUGCAAUGUACGGGACAAAACUGGAAACAAUACGGAAGAUCCACGAACAGGGAUUAAUUGCAAUACUUGACGUAGAACCUCAGGCCCUGAAGGUCCUGAGGACUGCAGAGUUUGCUCCUUUUGUUGUUUUUAUCGCUGCACCUACAAUUACCCCAGGCAUUAACGAGGAUGAAUCUCUUCAGCGUUUGCAAAAGGAAUCUGAAAUCUUACAGAGAACAUAUGCACACUACUUUGAUCUUACAAUUAUCAACAAUGAAAUUGAUGAAACAAUCAGGCAUCUGGAGGAAGCCAUUGAGCUUGUUUGUACAGCCUCGCAAUGGGUUCCCGUCUCCUGGGUGUAUUAAUCUUAUCACCGGAAGAAUUUUAUCAUUACUGGGAACCACCUCAUACAUGGAAGAACCUCUUUGUUAUUGACCUUGUGUCAACAGGUCUUGGCCCCUAGAGACUACCUAGAUGUAGUGUGACCUAAAUUUAUAAUUAUCGUCAUGUCCUUAUAGAUAGGAGGAGAAAAUGCUAAUUUAAAGAGACAGUAUCUUUUUUAAUCAGUUCUCCUAAACUUUAUUAAAAUGUAUCUUUAAAUAUAUGUAUUAUUCAAUCCUUUGGAAUGUUAUAUUUUUGGAAAUCAUAGCUUUUAAUUUCAAAGGCCCCUAAAACUGCACAAAAUAGAUGCUGCUUUCUAUAAUCUAUUUUAAUAAUAAUAUGAUCUGUUACUUAACUUGGGGUUGGAACACUACAUUCUUUUUAGAGUCUGAUUUUGUGAAUUGGAAUACCUUGCUUUCCUUUAUUUAUUUGAAAUUAUUAGCCCAAUCAUAACAAGAUCAAUUCUUAAAUUCUAAUGGCCUUCCUUUGCUUUUUUAUUUGUAGAAUAGUAUUUUGAAGUACUUUCAUGUAAUAUCCAAAUAAUGUGAUACUGUCUCUUUGAAGAACUCUGUAAAACUUAUAGAGAUUUGAAGUUGGGUCUUGACUCUUAAUGCAUGUGGACAGUCGCAAGCGUUCAUGCUGUUGGUGUAUCUGUGUUGAAAAAAAACUGUAAUCUACAGCAAAGUACAUUCCGUUCAUGGGGGGAAGUACCCAAGGGAAUAAAAUUAAGUACUAUGACUAAGUUGUAAAACCUAUGCACAUCCCUUGCAUUUUGGGCAACUUUAUAAACAAAAAUCCUAAUUUUUAUUAAUAAUCAUGUAGUGAAAUGUGUUUGUAAUUUUGUCUCAAUUUAAUUUGUUGUAAAGGUGGGAGGGGGAAAAAUUUACUGGUUUCACCAUUUCAGAUCUGUGUUGUCUGAGAGUAUUAACGUUUUAAUUACGUUUAAGCAAAGAAAUGCUGAUUUUUAAUAUGUAUGUAAUUGUUUUGAAAAUGCACACAUUUUAAGAGAAAAUACUGUGCAAUGAAGAAACCAGUUUAGGCAUUGCGAUGAACUAACAAUUCCAAAAGACUCAUCUGCCGCAGCCCUGUAAAUUCCUUUCAACGGUAAAUGACUCUACAUUCUGACCAAUUUUUUAUUUUAAAUAUACUUCCUUUUAUGUGUUCAACAA